AUGUCAUCCGUGGACUACGUCUUUUUGAUCUUGUUCCUCGAUUUGGACUUCAAUGAUAUUCCACAACUUGCCAGUCGUUGGCAUAUUGAAGAUGCAGUUUGGAGAUGGUACGAGGAACAAUUGAAGACAAAUGAGUAG
Molecule: messenger RNA, 138 nt
Organism: Ambispora gerdemannii
Lineage: Eukaryota; Fungi; Glomeromycota; Glomeromycetes; Archaeosporales; Ambisporaceae
Source: the annotation of a GenBank genome assembly